GUUCUGUUAGUUGUUCAGGUAAUGGUAACAGGACUGGUUUUUAAGCAUAGACUAGAGUUUGACAUUUGCUCAAAUUAAUAAAAAAGACAGUAUUCGCAUAUUUACAUAUUUUAUGUCAUAUAUUUCAAGCAGAACAGGCUGUUUAUUGCAAUGGCUUUUGGUGAUCUGAUCAUGAUCUUCACCGCAGUGCUGAUCUCCAACAGAGCAUCCGUGUGCAAAGCUGAAAAUGCCGUCUCUGUGCAGACAGGAAGUUCUGUUCAACUGGACAUACAGCCUGAUAAACUACUACCUUUUAAUACACUGGUCUGGAUGAAUCAUGAAUCUGAAAAUAUUGUGACAUUCAUUAAGAAAACUAUAGAGACCGAGAUUAUCAACGGUGCGGUUUUCAAUGAGUCAACAUUCUCUCUAACACUGAAGAACAUACAAAAGACAGACAGUGGACUCUACACAGCAAAAAUAUUUGGAUCUAACAAUAUAAAUGUGGCUAAAUACAGAGUAUCUGUUAUAGAUCCAGUGGAUUCUCCUGUUCUUAACUGGAACAUCAUCAUGAUCACUGUUAACUCAUGUAUUAUGAAUGUCUCAUGCAGUGGGCAUGAUCGUACGAUCAGAGAAAUCUACCACAGCAACAACUGCACCCAUAAGGAAAAUAUAUCAUCUGAAAUACAGACUCUAACCCUGUAUUGUAAAGAGGACAUAGUUGUUUGUAACUAUAGCAACCCAGUCAGCUGGAAGAAUGACACAAUACAGAUUAAACAUCUCUGUAAAUUUUAUCAAAAUGAGAAUCAACAGACAACAGGAGACAACAACAGUUAUUUUCCUCUCCAUUGGCUCAUAGUCAUUGUUAUAAGUGCUUCAUUGUUGAUUUUAGUUGCAACCACUUUAAUAUACAGCUCUUACAAGAAAAAUGACAAAGGUGUCCCUCAGAAUGAUUCUACAAUCUAUGCACAAGUUCAGCCAAAGAGCAAAGUACAGAGACCCCUUGAGAUGUUGGAAAAAUCAGCAAAUCCUCAAACUGUGUAUGGAUUUACACAAGAACACAGACACCCUCACAAUACCAGUCAGACAAUGUCCAGUUCUGAGAUACCAGUGGAGACGCAAAAAAACAAUCACCCCAGAACCACCUACAGUACAAUUGGACCCCCAAAAACAUCACUUUACACUGAAACAGACCAAACAGUUUAUUCAGUAGUGUGUAAAUCCUCAAAUGGUAAAAUGCCUGUGUAUUAACAAAGCUGGUUAAUGUGAAAUUUGGCUGAGUAUAUACUGUAUUUGUGAAUAUAUCUCAAAUAUUUCAAUAGGACAUUCUUGUACAUUUGUCACACAUUAUGUAAAAGCAUACAAAGUCAUGUAAAGUGUAAAUUAGUGUUAAUUGGGUAGACUCAAACGCUAUCCCUGAGGUGGUACCCUUACGGUCUAAUAUUGUUUUUAAUUGAAUUGGUGCAAUUUUCACACAAGCAAGUGGUAAUUUUAAAACUAAUUUAGGAUAAGUUCACUUCCAGAAUAAAAAUUUCCUGAUCAUUAUAGUUUUUGAGGAAAACAUUCCAGGAUUUUUUCUCUUUAUAAUGGAUUUCAAUUGAAACCAAAGGGCUGAAAGGGCUGAAGGAAAAAAAUUCAGUUUAAGUGCAGCUUCAAAAAGGCUCUACACAAUCCUAGCCGAUGAAUAAGGGUCUUAUUUAGCAAAACUAUCGGUCAUUUUCUUAAAACAACAAACAUUUAUAUACUUUUUAAACAAAUUCUAGACGUGCACUAGCUCGACUUCACUCAUAACGUAAUCACGUAGGAAAGGUCACACGUAACAUAGGGUGGAAGCACCCAGUUUUUACAAAGUUAAAAUGCAAAGAAAGUCAAUGGCCUUUAGAAGGAAAAAAAUUAUAAACUGAAGUUGGAGGAGAAGAUGAGAUGGAAUUUUACGCCCUACCCUACCUUUCUGAACUGCAGUACACAGACUUAGAGCUAACCACACUUGACCUUUCCAACAGAAUUGCACAAUGCAUGAAGACACGCAGGCAGCAGAACUAGAGCACAACCAGCAUUUUUAUGAUUAAAAAGUAUAUAAAGGUUUAUUGUUU
Molecule: messenger RNA, 2069 nt
Organism: Carassius auratus (goldfish)
Lineage: Eukaryota; Metazoa; Chordata; Actinopteri; Cypriniformes; Cyprinidae
Product: CD48 antigen-like
Exons: 8
Coding region: 151-1227 (358 amino acids)
Cellular component (GO): membrane
Source: RefSeq, a predicted model, not a curated record